Messenger RNA from Rubroshorea leprosula, 1799 nucleotides. The record is from the annotation of a GenBank genome assembly. Lineage: Eukaryota; Viridiplantae; Streptophyta; Magnoliopsida; Malvales; Dipterocarpaceae.
GCAGUGGGUGGCACCAGCUCCCUCAGUGCAGUGCUGUGGGUGGGGGUUUCUGUAGCAAUUUUGAUCCUCCUCUUUGUUGUUCAACGAUUUGGCACUGACAAAGGGGGCUAUUCAGUUGCACCCCAUCAUCUGUGUAUGGUUUGCAUUUCUAACUGGGAUUGGUCUGUAUAACCUAUUUACACAUGGGGUAAGAGUGCUACGUGCUUUUAAUCCAUAUUACAUUGUCAAAUACUUCAAAAGAAAUGACAAGAAAGGGUGGAUUUCUCUUGGUGGAGUGAUACUUUGCAUUACAGGAACUGAAGCCAUGUUUGCAGAUCUAGGUCACUUCAGUGUCAGAGCAAUUCAAGACAAGCUGCCUAUCUCAGCAAAAACACCCAAAGAUGUUGGUCAAGCUUUCUACAGCUCAGUUCCAGGUCCAUUGUAUUGGCCACAAUUUGUUGUAACUGUUUUGGCUUCUAUCAUUGCCAAUCAAGCCAUGAUAUCUGGAACAUUUUCAACCAUCUCACAGUCCUUAAGUCUUGGAUGUUUUCCAAAAGUUAAGUCACAGUUGCCUUCAAAACCACUGAAAAGAUCGGCAUUGCAUAUGGAAUGCUGCUGUUGCUGUGAUGAUUAUCACGACAUGCCUGGUUACUCUCAUAAUGCUGGUUAUAUGGAAGAUAAGCAUAUGUUUAUACAAGGUGGCUACCUUCCACUAGCCUAUUCCUUAGUCUUACUGUCUGUUAUGGCAAUUUGGUAUUAUGUUCACCGAAAAAGGUACUUGUUUGAGCUCGAGCACAAGGUUUCCAGUGAAAUCAUUGGACAAUUGGCUGCAAACCCAGUAGUGAACAGGGUUCCAGGAAUAGGGCUUUUCUACUCUGAGCUUGUGCAGGGGAUACCCCCAAUUUUCCCUCAUUUCAUAGCCCAAAUCCCCUCCAUUCAUUCAGUUUUAGUGUUUGUCUCAACCAAGAAAAUUUCUGUUACUCGAGCUGCACCAGAGGAGAGAUUUCUUUUCAGACAAGUCAAGCCAAGAGAGUGCAGGAUGUUCUGCUGUGUGGUGAGGUAUGGCUACAUGGAUGUGAUGGGGGAACCUGAGGUGUUUGAGCGCCAUUUAGUUGAGCAUUUGAAGUAAAGGAAUUCAUCCGCCCUGAGUACUUCAUAUUUGGAGAAGGUGAGGUAGCUGAACCAGAAAACCCCCAACUCUCCACUUUUGUUGCAAAUGAUGGUAUAACAAAAGGAAACGUUAAAUCAACCGCUUUUGUUGAGGAAUCAAUGCAACAACAGAACAACUAGUCUUGUGUUUCCUCUGCAUCGAUUCAUUCAACAAGUGUAGCCAAGUCUGCUAAUUCUUCUAACCGGAUUACCCCUGAACCCAUCCAGGAAAUUAAUGAAGAGAUGCAGCUUGUGCAGAAGUCUAUGGACGAAGGAGUUGUUUAUUUCUCUAUAUCAAUUCAGUCAACCAAUGCAGCCAAGUCCGUGAACUCUUCUAGCUGGAUCAUCCCUGCACCCUUACUGGGAGUUGAGACAGAGAUGCAGUUUGUGCAGAAGGCAAAUGAUGAAGGAGUUGUUCAUCUCUUGGGGGAAUCAGAGGUGGUAGCUGGAAAAAAUUCGACCCUGUCCAAGAAAAUAAUUGUGAACUAUCUUUACAGUUUUCUCAAGAGAAACUUCAGGCAAGGUCAGGCUGUAUCAGUGAUCCCACAAACCAGGUCCCUAAGGGUGGUAAUGACCUAUUAGAUUUAAGAAGACUCUGUAUAAAUCAUAAAUACGUAUGCACACCUUAACUAAACAUAUUGAUGUCUACUACAUAAAAAUUUACGUCUGGU